This is a messenger RNA of Nanorana parkeri, 2059 nucleotides long. Its product is annotated as poly(rC)-binding protein 3-like. The record is from RefSeq and is a predicted model, not a curated record. Gene Ontology annotation, molecular function: mRNA binding. Gene Ontology annotation, biological process: negative regulation of mRNA splicing, via spliceosome. The transcript has 14 exons. Bases 601 to 1956 code for a protein of 451 amino acids. Gene Ontology annotation, cellular component: nucleus; cytoplasm. NCBI's taxonomy places the organism in Eukaryota, Metazoa, Chordata, Amphibia, Anura, Dicroglossidae.
GAAUAUGAAGCAUGCCGUGCUCUCAAGGCUCAUGCUGCUACAGAGCUGCUUGUUGGCUGUGUGCUGGGUAUAGUGUUCUAUCGGAUUAGGACAUCACAUUCCCAGCCCUGACAGAGCCUUUGUUCAUUAUAUUUAUAGCUUCUUCUGGUCAUUGUUGAGCAGAGGAGAUUGCCCUGCCCUCUGGCCCUUUCCUAAGAAGAUUUUGGGCAGAAGCUCCUCUCAUGUGGCACUAAUUGAAAUGAUUGGUGGAGGGGGUGUUGUGAGCUCACUGUGCCUGACUCAGGCUUAUCUGCCAGGGGCUAAGCAAGAGGAGAAAAAAAAGCAAAGCUUUGCCUCAUCCCAGUGAGGCUCAGGGCUUCUGGCCAUCUGUCCUCAGUUGGAAUCAGGAGACACAUAGAGGGACCGCACUCACUGUGACCGUGCAGAAGAAAGAGCAUUGUUCAGGAACUCUGGCUGGGCUUUUAGCGGAGGUGAAGGGGAGAGUACAGCACCUGGAUUUUAAAGUGGCCUUGCCCUGUUCCUAGAAGUGAAAAUUAGAGUUGCAGACUGAUUAAACAAGAAGAGAGCAGUCUGUUGCCAGGAGUCAGAGAAGUCCCCAAAAUGAACGCCAACGAUUCAAAUGCACCAGAGGGGGGUCUUAAUGUCACAUUGACCAUACGGUUAUUAAUGCAUGGAAAGGAGGUCGGUAGCAUCAUUGGGAAGAAAGGUGAGACGGUUAAGAAGAUGAGAGAGGAGAGUGGUGCACGAAUCAACAUAUCAGAAGGGUCCUGCCCAGAAAGAAUUGUAACAAUAACAGGACCAACAGAUGCAAUUUUUAAAGCAUUUUCAAUGAUUGCACUAAAAUUUGAAGAGGAUAUCAAUGCUUCCAUGACAAACAGCACAGUAACAAGCAAACCACCUGUAACUUUACGACUAGUUGUGCCUGCAAGCCAGUGUGGCUCUCUUAUAGGGAAAGGAGGGUCUAAAAUUAAAGAAAUCAGAGAGUCCACAGGUGCUCAAGUUCAAGUAGCAGGGGACAUGCUGCCCAAUUCAACAGAGCGUGCGGUUACUAUAUCAGGAACUCCUGAUGCCAUCAUCCAGUGUGUUAAACAGAUCUGUGUUGUCAUGUUAGAGUCGCCGCCAAAAGGUGCCACCAUUCCUUAUCGCCCAAAGCCUGCCUCUGGACCUAUUAUUUUUGCUGGAGGCCAGGUAAGAGCGGACACCAUUUUGGCCUCAGCUGGAAAUCACGCCGUCUUGGCCCAACCUCAACCAACACAUGCAUUUGCAAUUCAGGGGCAGUAUGCUAUUCCACAUCCAGACUUGACCAAGCUUCACCAGUUGGCUAUGCAGCAUACCCCUUUUACUUCCCUUGGGCAGACCACCCCUGGUUUCCCUGGACUGGAUGCCACUUCUCCGACCAGUUCCCAUGAACUUACCAUUCCAAAUGAUCUAAUAGGCUGCAUUAUUGGCCGACAAGGCAGCAAGAUUAACGAAAUCAGGCAGAUGUCAGGGGCACAGAUCAAGAUUGCAAAUGCUUCAGAAGGCAAUGGCGAAAGACAAGUCACAAUCACAGGAUCUCCAGCAAAUAUCAGCUUAGCACAGUACCUCAUUAAUGCCAGCUUAGAGAUGGCUAAACUGAGCACCCAGACUGCUUCCGUCACGACCCCUGUUGACCUCAACAUGAACCUCUCUCAGUCUACCACCCCUUCCUCCACCCCCACCUGUAUGGCUAUGUUGGCGGCAGCUGCUGCUGCCUCCGUGGUUAACGUCAAUUCCCCUCCCCCCCUACCAACUUUACCGACCACCCACUAUGCUGUUCCUGUCUCCAGUCUGCUUGGCAUGAAAACUGUCCCACUCCUGGCAUUAAAUGCAGCGGCCACUGCGGGGGCCACUGGGAAUUUACCUGCUUAUACUGCCAAAAUUCCAUCGACGAGUGGGGUUAAGAAAUCAGACCGACAGAAGUUUGCUCCAUAUUGAAGGCAUGAAAGCAAAGCUCUACCAAGAUUGUGUGGUAGAUCAUUCUAAAGGAAACAAUAUGGCAUUCUUAUUUUAUGUUUCAUUUUUUUUUUAUGUUAAAUUG